Molecule: messenger RNA, 714 nt
Organism: Loa loa (African eye worm)
Lineage: Eukaryota; Metazoa; Nematoda; Chromadorea; Rhabditida; Onchocercidae
Exons: 7
Coding region: 1-714 (237 amino acids)
Biological process (GO): protein localization to cilium
Cellular component (GO): cilium
Source: RefSeq, a predicted model, not a curated record
AUGACAAAUUUGGAAAUAUUUGUAACAUCACCAGCAAGAAGGAAUGUCACUUAUAAAUGUCGCAUAACACGUGAUAAGAAAGGUUUUCCUUUUGGCUGCACGAAAACGAAAAAAAGUACCACAGCGAAUUAUUUAAUUUCCAUUGAUCCAACCGAUUUGAGACGUUAUGGUAAUUCUUUCAUCGGAAAAGUUCGAUCAAAUGCUUUGGGGACACAAUUUACUGUAUACGAUAAUGGUGAAAAUCCAAAGAAAUCCUGGGUUAUUGGUGGAUCGGUAAGGCAAGAACUUGCAGCUGUCAUUUAUGAUACUAAUGUUCUUGGUUUUAAAGGUCCACGUAAAAUGACUGUUUUGAUACCUGGUAUUUGUGAUGCUGAAAAUUAUCGACGUCAAGAAAUUCGUCCAUUACUAGAACAAGAAUGCAUUCUGGAGAGGUGGAAAAAUCGAAAAGCAGACGAUUUAAUCGCUAUGCAUAAUAAAACACCUAUUUGGAAUGAAGAUACUCAAUCAUAUGCUCUGAAUUUUCACGGUCGCGUUACUCAACCAUCAGUGAAAAAUUUUCAAAUCAUUCAUGAUGCUGAUCCUAAAUAUAUCGUAAUGCAGUUUGGUCGAACUGGUUACGAUGCAUUUACGAUGGAUUUUCGUUAUCCAUUAUCAGCAUUACAAGCUUUCGGUAUCGCUAUGACCAGUUUUCAUGGGAAAAUUGCUUGUGAAUAA